AGUUUUGCGCAAGAAGGGGGAACUUGUCUUUGCUAAAAUCUUGAGGCGAACUUUAUGUGGUAGUUUUGCUUUUCCCACAGGUUUCUUCAUCUUCAGAGGGCCUUUGGACCUGUGUGACCACUAUGCCCACUUACACAGUGACUGUGUCCACAGGGAGCCAGUGGUUUGCGGGGACGGAUGAUUAUAUCUACAUUACACUGGUGGGCACAGAGCGGUGCAGUGAGAGAACGCUGCUGGACAAACCUCUUUACAACGACUUUGAGAGGGGGGCGGUGGAUUCCUAUGAUGUGAGGGUCGGGGAGAACCUGGGAGAGAUUGUGUUGGUGAAGAUCGAGAAAAAGAAGUACUGGGUGCAUGACGACUGGUACUGCAAGUACAUCUCAGUCAAGACCCCAGAUGGAGACUACGUGGAGUUCCCCUGCUUCCGCUGGCUGGUGGAUGACAAGGAAGUGGUGCUGCGGGAUGGAAGAGCACAUCUGCCUCAGGAUGACAAGACCAGCCUGGUCAAACAGCACAGGCAAAAAGAGCUGGACAUGAGAAGAAAAACCUACAAGUGGAAGGAGUGGCAGCCAGGCUUUCCUAUGAGCAUAGAUGCCAACAGACACAAGGACUUGCCGCGGGACAUCCAGUUUGACAGUGAGAAGGGAGUGGACUUUGUGCUGAACUACAGUAAGGCAAUAGAGAACCUGUUUGUGAACCAGUUCAUGCACAUGUUCCAGUCCUCCUGGAGUGACUUUGCUGACUUUGAGACGAUCUUUGUGAGAAUCAAAAACACAAUCUCAGAGUAUGUGAUGCAGCACUGGAAGGAGGACUUCAUGUUUGGGUACCAGUUUCUAAACGGCUGCAACCCCGUAAUGAUCCGAAAGUGCACCAAACUUCCUGACAAGUUUCCCGUCACUCAUGAGAUGGUGUCUGUCAGCCUGGAGAGGGAACUGACUCUGGAACAGGAAAUAGAGGCAGGUAACAUCUACAUAGUAGACUACGACUUGUUGGAAGGCAUCAGCCCUAACUGCACAGACCCCUGCACACUGCAGUACCUGGCAGCUCCCAUCUGUCUGCUCUACAAGAACGCCCAGAACAAGAUCCUGCCCAUAGCCAUACAGCUUGGGCAGACUCCAGGUGAAGACACCCCAAUCUUCCUGCCCACUGAUGGUCAGUACGACUGGCUGCUGGCUAAGAUCUGGGUCCGCUCAGCCGACUUCCAGUACCACCAGACCAUCACACACCUGCUCAGGACUCAUCUGAUGACAGAGGUGUUUGCUAUCGCCAUGUACAGGCAACUCCCUGCUGUUCACCCUGUGUACAAGCUCAUUAUCCCACACAUUCGUUUUACCAUUGCUAUCAACACCAAGGCCAGAGAGCAGCUCAUCUGUGAGUGUGGCAUCUUUGACAAGGCGAACGCAACAGGUGGAGGUGGUCACGUCCAGCUGGUUCAGAGGGCCGUGAAGUCUCUGACCUUCAGGUCUCUGUGCUUCCCGGAUAUGAUCAAGUCCCGCGGUGUGGACAACAAGGAGGAGCUGCCCACCUACUUCUACAGAGACGACGGCUACAGAGUGUGGGAGGCCACCAAGAGUUUUGUGUCUGAUGUGGUGAACAUCUACUACAAAAGCGAUGAGACAGUGCAGGGAGACGAAGAAAUCCAGGCCUUCAUUAAAGAUGUGUGCAGCUUCGGUAUGCAGGACUUCGAUUACUGUGAGUUUCCCAAGUCUCUGAAAUCACGUGAGGAGUUGAUAGAGUAUCUGACCGUCAUUGUGUUCACUGCCUCAGCUCAGCACGCAGCGGUCAACUUUGGACAGUAUGACUGGUGCUCCUGGAUCCCCAACGCUCCAUCCACCAUGAGGAGGCCCCCACCCAACCAGAAGGGCCUGGCAAAUGUGAACUUGAUCAUCGAGAGCCUCCCUGAUCGCGGACGUUCCAGCUGGCACCUGGGGGCCGUCUGGGCUCUCAGCCAGUACCAGGAGGCCGAGCUGUACCUGGGCAUGUAUCCUGAUGAGCACUUUGUAGAGAAGCCAGUGAAGGCGGCCAUGGAGAGGUUCAGGAAGCAGCUGGCAGAGAUAAGCAGCUCCAUCAAGAGGAGGAAUGAGGGAAAGAAGCUGCCGUACUACAACAUGUCCCCUGACAGAAUUCCAAACAGUGUCGCUGUUUGAGGAAUAAAAUCCGGUCUCUACUUCAUAUGUUGCAAAUAGCACAUCGAGAAUAUAUCUGAGUUGUCCAAAUAUGCUGUGAGAAACCUACAUUUGUCACCCGAGUGUGGGGUUUUGUGUAUAUUUAAAUGUGUAUGUGCUGACGAAAAAGCCAAUUUGCCAUCCUCAACUUUGCUUCUUAAAUUUUUUUUGGACAUUUAUUUGUGUGAAACUGGUCAAAAUGUUGUUGCAUUGAGUCAGCAAAUAAAACAUUUUCAUUUGUA
Molecule: messenger RNA, 2407 nt
Organism: Epinephelus moara (kelp grouper)
Lineage: Eukaryota; Metazoa; Chordata; Actinopteri; Perciformes; Serranidae
Gene: alox5a
Product: arachidonate 5-lipoxygenase a
Exons: 14
Coding region: 123-2147 (674 amino acids)
Biological process (GO): lipid oxidation; linoleic acid metabolic process
Cellular component (GO): nuclear envelope
Molecular function (GO): protein binding; iron ion binding; arachidonate 5-lipoxygenase activity
Source: RefSeq, a predicted model, not a curated record